AUUAAGGCGCGCUAUGCAUUUGUAGACGACUACUUCAUGCUUUCAAAUUAUAAAAGAAUUAAUUUGAUGAAUAUUGUAUAAACGCCAUGGCUACACAUAACAAAACAUUAAAGUUAAUUGCUACAAAAUUGGGUAUUGGUGACGAAGAUAAAGUUAUAAAUAAGGCAGCAGAAUUCGAACGAUUAUUGCAAACAAAAUCUAUUGCAGGCAGUAGUAUAACAGAUACCAGCAAAAUUGUAAUUUGUUUGGACCUUGCUGCAUCUAUUUUUGGGUCAGAUUUGGACAAUAAAGCAGCAGUCAAAUACUCUGGUUUGAAAGGUCCAUCGUACGUAAACUGUAAAAAAGUUGUGGAAAAUCUUUUAGAAAUAAAUAAUGACAAACUGACAAUUCAUUUUCUGUGUGUGUCUAUACAAUGUAUGGGUGUGCAAACUCUCGCUGAAAAUAUCCUUGAAGAGUAUCAGAGACAAGCCAAGACUGAUAUUGAUUUGAAUUUACCACAAUAUGUGUGCAUGGCUGUAUAUCAAGCUUGCAGAGUAAAUAAAGUGAAGAUUUCGAAGAGCAAAUUAAUAGAAAAAUCUAGAUUAAAACCUGCACAGUGGACAAAACUCGAUGCAGAUUGGACUAAAUUUGUUGAUGAAAAAUUCGCCUCUGUGAAGAAAAGAGGUAGACCGGCUAAAACUAUAGAAAAAAAUGACGAAGACAAAUUAAUGGAAGUGGAUAACGAAAUUCCGAAAGAAGAAAAGCCAUCAGAACCUCAAAUAGAACCUUACGAAGUCUGGAAAAAACGUAUGCUAGAAACCGCUUACAAAGAAUUAAAAGAGCUAGAAAAGAAACAAAACGAGACAGAAGAUAACGAGAGAAUGAAAAAGAUGAAGGAACAGCUGUCGUCACCGAGACGAUCGCCAAGAAAGACGCCACAAAAAUUUUCGCCUUACAAAAGCCCAAUAAAACCCACUAAUGGAAUAAGGCUUUUGUUUCCCAGGGAAUUAUGAUCAAUAUUGUGUGCCAUAUUUUUAAUGAAAAUGAGAUUUUACAUCACGAUUCUGAUUGCAUGUAUCUGGACUUUAUAACAUUUUACUAUAUUAACAAUUUGUAUAAAUGAUUUCGAAAUAUAUUUAUUUGUAUGUCUGAGACAAAUAAAAUACUUUUUCAAUGAUUUUUUUAA
Molecule: messenger RNA, 1165 nt
Organism: Nymphalis io (European peacock)
Lineage: Eukaryota; Metazoa; Arthropoda; Insecta; Lepidoptera; Nymphalidae
Gene: Orc6
Product: origin recognition complex subunit 6
Exons: 6
Coding region: 87-992 (301 amino acids)
Biological process (GO): DNA replication initiation; DNA replication
Cellular component (GO): nuclear origin of replication recognition complex
Molecular function (GO): DNA binding
Source: RefSeq, a predicted model, not a curated record